Messenger RNA from Hypomesus transpacificus, 1808 nucleotides. Its product is annotated as dual specificity protein phosphatase 3-like. Gene Ontology annotation, molecular function: protein tyrosine/serine/threonine phosphatase activity; MAP kinase phosphatase activity. Gene Ontology annotation, cellular component: cytoplasm. The transcript has 3 exons. Gene Ontology annotation, biological process: negative regulation of MAPK cascade; protein dephosphorylation. NCBI's taxonomy places the organism in Eukaryota, Metazoa, Chordata, Actinopteri, Osmeriformes, Osmeridae. The record is from RefSeq and is a predicted model, not a curated record. The coding region runs from base 14 to 631 and encodes 205 amino acids.
CGCCACGUUUGACAUGAAGAAAAUACGCAGCCGAUCGUUUGCCCACACGGUUACCAGGCAAAUCGACAUGACAGAUUUUGAAGUAUCCGUACAACAGUUGAAUGACCUAUUGGCAAACGGGAGCGGUUACUACAGCCUGCCAUCACAUCAUUUCAACGAAGUGUUCCCCAGGAUUUACGUCGGAAACGCGUUUGUGGCGAUGAACGUCAUGCGCUUGAAACGCUUGGGAAUCACCCACAUCCUGAACGCCGCCGAGGGCGUCUCCUUCAUGCACGUCAACACCGACGCAGAGUACUACGCUGGCACGGGCAUCACGUACCACGGCAUGCCCGCCAGUGACACUGACCACUUCGACCUGAGCGUCUACUUUGAGGAGGGGGCUGACUUCAUAGAGAAGGCACUGGCACAUAAAGACGGGAAGGGUAAGGUGUACGUCCACUGCCGAGAGGGCUACAGCCGCUCGCCCUCGCUGGUCAUCGCCUACCUGAUGCUGCGCCACAGGAUGGACGUGCGCUCUGCUGUGGCCAUGGUGCGCCACAAGAGAGAGAUCGGCCCCAACGAUGGCUUCCUGCGACAGCUGUGCCAGCUCAACGAGAGGCUUGCGUCCGAGGGAAAGUUCUGGAACCAGUGAGACGGUCCCCCCUGUGGCGUCAGAGGCCUCCGCUUCCUCUGGAAACUCCCAGAUACACGCUCGAGCGAUGCUACCACACAUUGUUACGGUGUACAGUAUCAUUGCGUGAACAGAUGCUGUCAUAUUAGUGUUUGAACACCAGUAACAUACGCUUACUUUCACAAUGAUUUUCAUAUGUACGCAAACAUGUGCCGGUAUGUUCGAGAAGCCCACACAGGCAGAGGUUAUACACAGACACACAGUCACUCACUGCCACCUGCUGGCUUUGAUUUCUGAUCUGAUAAUGAAGGGGAGAUCAAAAGGAAGAUGGAACCCGUCUGAAGGAGGAAUGUUGCCUCCGUCCUUCCACCCCUUCCUCCUCAGCGUCAGUCCUUCUCUUCUCUCUUUCUAUCCCUCUCUCCCUGAGUCCGACUGUGACCUAGCUCUUGCCAUCACACUGCCAGUCUAGGAGGCCCUCCAGCCUCUGAGAGCUAUUAGCACUGUGCCCCACCCACCAGGGAUUUAAGAGUUAAUAUAUCAGGUUUUUGUACUUUUAAAAAGGGUUCCAUUUGAAGCCAGAAUGGCUCCUGGAUAUGAGUUGUUCUGUCCAAUAGUUCCUCCAGAUAAAUUAAGUUACUCCACAUGGAAAUACAACUUGGUUGUAUCAAUUUAUCAUGGACUUUGGUGAAGGGGAAGGGUCAUGUCCAAAAGUAUGAUGCCCCAUUAUUAAGGUAUAAGGUACUCAUUACUAGGAACACUUAAAAUAAAUGAUCCCACCAAAGCACAAAUGUCAUAUUUUCUUCAUCAAACUGCCUGAAUGUGAAAUUUAUGUUGUAACAUUGUACUGUAUGAUACUGUAUAAUGUCUGUUUUAUGUAAAUUAUGUAUCAAAGUAAUUUUGCACAGUUCCUGUACUGACUUUAUGACAUGCAAUGACCUAGAUUUGUUUUCACAAGACUACAAAAUAGAAAUGCCUCACCUGCAUUGAUACUUGAUCCUAAACGACACGCAUACGAUUGUUAACUCUCUUUUUAUCUGUUCUGUAAUAAACAGCGAAAAGUAAUGCAAUGCACCUAUUAAAACUCUUUGUGUUAGUGUUACGUGUGUGUUGUGUGCGUAGUGUUUGUGUGAAAGCCUCACUCUUUCAUCAAAGUAAUUUUGCCAAUAUGUCUGUCCUUAGAGGAUUUUGUAUUAUAUGU